Closterium sp. Naga37s-1 is the source of this 1022-nucleotide messenger RNA. The record is from the annotation of a GenBank genome assembly. NCBI's taxonomy places the organism in Eukaryota, Viridiplantae, Streptophyta, Zygnematophyceae, Desmidiales, Closteriaceae.
GCUCUGUUUCUGCCAGCAGCACUGCUUCUCUUCUCCCUCCCUCCCUUCAGCCUCUCCACAUCCGUUCAAAUGUCGCCAUUGGCCCGCAGAGGCAUGCAGCUUGGAGGUCGACUCAUGCAUUGGAUUGCCAACCUCACCACUGCCAUACUCCUGACAUGCCUCGGUGCUUUCGCCGCAGCACUUGCAGCCACUGCUUUUGGUGCUCCCACCACCCUCCAGUCCAUCCCAGUGACCCUCCACUGGUCCUCCCUUCUCUCUCUGCUCGCUGUGCUGCCCUCCGCUCUCCUCUUUCGUUCCCACACGCACCUCUGGCGAUCCGUGCUGCUGCAGUUCAGAACAAUACUACGUUCCGUACCUCUGCUACUCACCUCUCUCCGUUCCGUACCUCUGCUACUCACUUCUCUCCGUUCCCUCUGCCCGUUCCAUAUGCCUCAUCGCUUCUCCCUUUCCCUCCUCCUCCCCAUUACCCUCCUCCCACUCCCCUCCUCCCCCCUCACCUCCUCUUCCUCCCCUCCUCCCCUUCCCCUCCUUCCCCUCCCCUCUUCCCCCUUCCCCUUCUCCCCCUCCCCUCCCUCCCCUCCCCUCUUCCCCCUCCACUCCUCCCCCUCCCCUCCUCCCCCUCGCCUCCUCCCCCUUCGCCUCCUCCCCCUUCCCCUCCUCCUCCCCUCCUCCUCCUCCACUCCUCCCCCUCCCCUCCUCCCCCUCCCCUCCUCCUCCUCCCCUCCUCCACACUCUUCACCCCAUCCCUCCCCUUCAGCCCAGCAUCACUGUCUGAGGCGUGUGUGGUGACGUCAGCACAUGGGGCCAUGGUGGGGGCGUGGAUAGGGGCAUGGCCCAUGCCCCUGGACUGGGAAAAGCCAUGGCAGGUGAGUUAUGGGGGGGAUUUAGUCGGGUCAGUUUUGAGUGUUCUAAAGAAUGUGCAUGGGUGCACGCUGGGGGCAUGGGUGGGGGCAUGGGUGGGGGCAUGGGUGGGGGCAUGGCCCAUGCCUCUGGACAGGGAAAAGCCAUGGCAGGUGGGUUAG